This is a messenger RNA of Ctenopharyngodon idella (grass carp), 892 nucleotides long. It is a transcript of the gene lhb, whose product is annotated as luteinizing hormone subunit beta. Gene Ontology annotation, molecular function: hormone activity. The record is from RefSeq and is a predicted model, not a curated record. Gene Ontology annotation, biological process: G protein-coupled receptor signaling pathway. The transcript is spliced from 3 exons. The coding region runs from base 155 to 577 and encodes 140 amino acids. Gene Ontology annotation, cellular component: cytoplasm; extracellular region. NCBI's taxonomy places the organism in Eukaryota, Metazoa, Chordata, Actinopteri, Cypriniformes, Xenocyprididae.
AUGGAAACACAUAAUCCACUUGAGAUCAGAGUGAUUAAUUUAAGGUCAGAUUUUAGUUUAAUUGUUGGUUACCGCUUCAGUUUCAGUGCCUUUAUAAAUGCUCUGUGACUGAACACAUCGAACAGCCUGCUGAGCAACGGGGACACCUGUCAAGAUGCUAGUCGUUCGAAACAUCCUCCUUCUCUUAUUCUGUUUAGUUGUUCUACUAGUAUUUGCUCAAAGCUCUUUUCUUCCACCAUGUGAGCCGGUUAAUGAGACUGUCGCGGUGGAAAAAGAGGGCUGUCCAAAAUGUCUGGUGUUUCAGACCACCAUCUGCAGUGGCCACUGCCUAACAAAGGAGCCUGUAUACAAGAGCCCAUUUUCCACUGUCUACCAACACGUGUGCACUUACCGGGACGUCCGCUAUGAGACGGUCCGCUUGCCAGACUGUCCCCCCGGGGUGGACCCCCAUAUCACCUACCCGGUGGCUCUCAGCUGCGACUGCAGCCUUUGCACCAUGGACACGUCCGACUGUACCAUCGAAAGCCUGCAGCCUGAUUUCUGCAUGUCUCAGAGAGAGGAUUUCCCUGUGUACUAGCCUGUCAUCAAACCACAGAGUACGCAAACUCUGCCCACUCUAAAUCAGAUAAAUGUCACAUAGAUGUAUAUCAAUAAAAAAGUACAUAAUUCAUACUUCAUUUUAUAUGCUUAAGUCAAACCAUUUUUAUUUUUAUCUAAAUGAGCAGAUGGCAUGGAUAUUAAGACUAAAUGGUUGUAAGUUACCAUUGGAAAAUCAUCAGCCAAUGAUCAGAAAGAAUAACAAGUUGGGUUUAAAUGAUACACACAUGUACAAUAAUCCUGCAAAUGAACUAUGACUGAAGCUUGUUAAAUAAAGUCUGUGUCUUUGACUCUA